AUGUUUUUGUCCAAGACAAAGGCAAAAGAGGUGUGUUUGAUGCAUCUGCACGAAGUGGUCUCGGGGAUGGAAGAGAGGAUAAGAGGUUCAUAUUCAGAGGAUCUAAAGCUUGAUCGCGAAAAGCUGACCGAUAUGAUGAUCCUUGACGGUUGCUUCAUCCUCACAUUAUUGAUAGUAGUUUCAAAGAAGAGUUGGCGUAAGAAUUACUCUAACGACCCGAUUUUCACUUUGAGAUGGAUUCUACCAACUCUUCGGAGUGAUCUUCUCCUUCUUGAAAACCAGGUUCCACUUUUCCUUCUUCAAGAUCUCCUCAAGACUUCGAAGCUCUUUCCUUCCAGUAACCUAAACGAGAUGAUAUUUGCAUUCUUUAGCUAUUCAAUUAAAAAACCAAAAGAAUUUUGGGAAAAAAGAAAGAAUCUUGAUGCAAGCCAUCUUUUAGAUCUCAUCCGUAAAACUUACAUACCUAAUCAAGCGGAGACACCAACAGUACCGACUCUACGCCCUUUUCUCAGUAUGAUUCUCUCAGCCAAGAAACUUCGACUGAGAGGAAUAGAGUUCAAGAAAAAAGAGAAAUUUGAGACACCGCUUGACAUAACUCUGAAGAACGGUGUGCUUGAAAUACCAAAACUAACAUUCGAUGACUUCUUCACCUCUCUUUUGGUCAACUGUGUCGCCUUUGAGCAGUUUAAUAUGAGAUGCUCCACCGAAAUGACAAGCUAUGUUACAUUCAUGGGUUGCCUCAUAAACUCUGAAGAGGAUGCAACGUUCUUAAGCGAGAAAGGGAUCAUAGAGAACUACUUCGGGACAGGAGAACAAGUGUCUUUGUUCUUCAAGAACACAGGCAAAGACGUUGCGUUUUCGAUAUCCAAGAGUUUCUUGUCGAAUGUGUUCGAGGGAGUGAACAAGUACACUUCACAAGGGUACCACGUACAAUGGGCAGGAUUCAAGUACACACAUUUCAACAGUUCCUGGACAUUUCUAUCACCUUUUGCUGCUUUGAUGCUUCUUCUCUUUACCUUCUUCCAAGCUUUCUUUGCAGCCUAUGCUUACUUUCGCCCUCCCAAUUAA
Molecule: messenger RNA, 1068 nt
Organism: Thlaspi arvense
Lineage: Eukaryota; Viridiplantae; Streptophyta; Magnoliopsida; Brassicales; Brassicaceae
Source: the annotation of a GenBank genome assembly